This is a messenger RNA of Spea bombifrons (plains spadefoot toad), 1866 nucleotides long. RefSeq names its product DDB1 and CUL4 associated factor 7 (gene DCAF7). Bases 122 to 1150 code for a protein of 342 amino acids. The record is from RefSeq and is a predicted model, not a curated record. NCBI's taxonomy places the organism in Eukaryota, Metazoa, Chordata, Amphibia, Anura, Pelobatidae. Gene Ontology annotation, molecular function: protein binding. Gene Ontology annotation, cellular component: nucleus. The transcript has 7 exons.
UACAUUCUUCUCCCAAUUGGCUGUUUCCAUUACCCUUUGAGUUGAGCCGCGCAUGCGUGAAGGGUUUAACGAGCGGCCGCAGUGAUUGUGCCCCGUUAACGGAACCUGCUGCUUAUCCGCUAUGUCCCUGCACGGGAAACGGAAGGAAAUCUACAAGUACGAGGCGCCAUGGACCGUGUAUGCCAUGAACUGGAGUGUGAGGCCGGACAAGAGGUUCCGUCUGGCCCUUGGCAGCUUUGUGGAGGAAUAUAACAAUAAGGUGCAGCUGGUCGGCCUCGAUGAAGAGAGCUCCGAGUUCAUCUGCAGGAACACCUUCGACCAUCCGUAUCCUACCACCAAGCUCAUGUGGAUUCCCGACACCAAGGGCGUCUACCCUGACCUCCUGGCCACCAGCGGCGACUACCUGCGCGUCUGGAGGGUUGGGGAAACAGAGACCCGCCUGGAAUGUCUGUUGAACAACAACAAAAAUUCAGACUUUUGUGCCCCUCUCACCUCCUUUGAUUGGAAUGAAGUGGACCCUAAUCUACUGGGAACUUCCAGUAUUGACACCACCUGCACCAUCUGGGGUCUAGAGACUGGGCAGGUCCUUGGCAGGGUCAACCUCGUGUCCGGACACGUGAAAACACAGCUUAUCGCCCACGACAAGGAGGUGUAUGACAUCGCCUUCAGCCGUGCUGGCGGCGGGCGUGACAUGUUUGCUUCCGUGGGAGCCGACGGCUCUGUGCGCAUGUUUGACCUGCGCCACCUGGAACACAGCACCAUCAUAUACGAAGACCCCCAACACCACCCGCUGCUCCGACUGUGCUGGAACAAGCAGGAUCCCAACUAUCUGGCCACCAUGGCUAUGGAUGGCAUGGAGGUGGUUAUCCUGGAUGUCCGUGUGCCCUGCACGCCAGUGGCCAGGCUUAACAACCACCGUGCCUGCGUCAACGGUAUUGCCUGGGCCCCGCACUCAUCCUGCCACAUCUGUACCGCCGCCGAUGACCACCAGGCCCUAAUAUGGGAUAUCCAGCAGAUGCCACGCGCGAUCGAGGACCCCAUCCUGGCAUACACGGCGGAGGGAGAAAUCAAUAACGUGCAGUGGGCUAGCACUCAGCCAGACUGGAUCGCCAUCUGCUACAACAACUGCCUCGAGAUCCUCAGAGUCUGAUAAUUAUUUAUUCCCGUCUCUUCUGUCCCAAACCCUACCCGCUCCGCCCGUCUCCGAGUUUUAUACGGUCAGAGGUCCUCUGUUUUUUUAACUCCUAGGCUCCGGAAUCUCUUUAAAAAAAAUGUAAAAAAAGAAAAUGUUAUGGAUUCCGGGCCCUUUUUCAAUCUGAAAUUGUAGCGCAGAGGCCCCGGCAGGAGGAGCCGCUCCGUUCCGGACACAUAGAUAGCCGGUGAUGCUUAUUAGGUCAGUUAUGGGGGAGAGGAACCGAACGGGUCUGGAAUAAACUUCGUCCCUUUUUACGGACUCUUUUCUUCCGCUUCACAUAAACGGCUUGAUGUCUUGUAUCUUAUUUGUGUGUUUUAAUGGUAUUUUUGGGGGAGGGGGGGUCUGCUAGCGGGAUUUAACCCUUUGUAUUGUUAUAAUCCCCAUGUAUACACUUAUAUAUUGUGUUUGUGUUUCCAAGCACCUGUUAAGAAGGAAUGCUCUGAAAUUCCUGACAGUGUAGACUUUAUUAUGUCGUUGUAGUCCAUACCCUUCGUUAUAUAUAUAAUUUCUUUUCACCAUAUAAAUUGGACGUGUUCAUGGACACUUUCAAACAAUGCAUCUUGUUAGGCCAGGCAGGGAAGGGGUUAAGGGGCAUAUCUUUUGCUGCAGGACUUGUUGAUUUAAAGCCUUGUGAAUGGACUACAAUAAACUUGCCAUUUUUUGUACUCUCA